AUGUCUAGCUCGAUCCGUGCACCAUGGAUUCACGACUAUCUUCUUCAGGCAGCUGAGCAACAUGGCGGCAGCCUAGUUUCUGUCGGAUUGGAGACGAAAGGUCGCAGGGCACAGUUACUACAGUGGUUGACAUACCCUAGAGAUGACGACGAGGAAGUCUUCAUAUGGGCGAUCAUAUCUGACAAGGUCCACUCUGUCUAUGUUCGGUUCUCUAAGGAGGCCGUGAAGUCCUUCAGGCAAAAUCCUCUGUUCUCAGGGAGAAAACUCACGGAGUACCGGACAGCUAUGAUCAUCAUCAAACAAUUCCGCCCAUUCUGCAGUCGUAUUCCGCUGGGGUGGGACAAGGGCAUGUCAAAUAGCGUCCACGUCUGUCUAGAGGUCAAUGACUUCGGCCUGUCGGGGGCGUUCAACGAGCCUAUGUGGGGAAGUCCCAAAGCCAUUGAACUACACUCGGAUAUUUCUGAGUGGGUCCAGGGCUUGCGGCAGGGCGGAGGUGCUGGUAACGUACUCAAGCAACGGAAAGCAGCACAACUGCAGAAUGCCGACGCAAACGAACAGGCCAAAGAUGUGCAAGACGCUACGGAAGGUGCUUCGCAUAACGAGGCGGCUCCGAAGGCGAUCCCACGGAAAAUCACGCUUGCGGCCAGAAAGACAGUUAUCAAGCCCCUGGUUGUUACGACUGUCCAACGACCGGAUUCUGUGCGCGUCGAGACGAAACUUGACCCAAAGGAAGCUUAUGAGCCCAGCAAGAAAUAUAUGCCAGUUCCUGAAGAUGUCAAGGAGAAGCUCCGGACGCUAUCUUUCAACCUGACAACCACAGUUAGCGACUCUGGCCGAUCGGAGUCCACAGGUGACAAUGUUAGCGAUGCACCCACACCGUCGUCGCGUAUAAGGACGCCUCCUCGGAAACGUCGUCGGCGCGACGCGUUGGACCUCGAGUCGAGUGAGCCAGACAGUCCUGACUUCCGUCACUCUGAGCUACCAGAGGAACCGCUGCCUGCCACCCCAUCUCAUUGGUCGCCGUCCAAUCGAGGAAGUCCCCGAACGGACGCUGCGAGUCUAGCAGCGAUCGACGAAGAGUCUGAGGACGAUGUAGCCUCCGUCCGUCCCAACAAUUCAUCACCAUUGCCACCAAGCAGAGAUCCCUUCCAAGUCCUCCCUUCUUCACAAGACGAUAAUGGCUCGCCUGUACCAAGGACAGCCCAGACGGGCGUUCCUGCUUCCUCUAAUGCUGUUGCAGCUCCCGAGCCUACAUCUUCCUACUUGAGUGCUCCAACGCCUGCUCAACGACCUCGUCCUGUGCCCUCUUCAUCUUCGCCGCCGUUUCCCUCAACUGCGCAAGAAGUGUCAGUCUCCGCGGUCAUGGAGACCCCUUUAGCUGCUCCCUUCUCUAGUGCCCCACCUAUCGCUGCUUCCCGUCCACCUCACCUACGCCGAGUACCUCGCCCCAUUUACAAUCCCCUCUCCCCCGAUCCGAACGUGUCUGGUCCUGGUCGGAUUCUUGUACCAAACUCAGAUACUUCUGCUUCGCUAUCGCAAGAUCAACCUUUCUCUCAGCCAUCGCAACAGGACAACUCGUCGCAAGAGAAGAGUCAAGACCAGAAGGAGCCACAACGCUCGCAGCAGUCGCUAUCAUACGCGUCUGAAUCGCAGGGUUCGAAGUCGGAUCCGAAAUCCCAAGGUUCGCGGCAAUCUCAACUGCGGAACGAGGUCACAGCGGCCGUUGAAGAGGCAGUCAGAGAGCCCGUGUCUCCAAAUGUGGCCAUCGCGGAGCAGUCGAAGAAGGUCGUGGAUCGUCCUCAGUCUACAGACGACGCUCGACCGUCCAAUCCCCCGGCGUUGGUGGCGGAUGAUGCUCCUGAUCCGGGAAUCUACCCCGAAAAGGCUGACGAGAAGAGGAAUCUCAUCUCCGCGAAGCCACCACCGGCUCGAAUUCGGUCCAAGCCCUUCAUACCAUCUCAGCAAGUGGUUCCGGAUAGCGAGAGCGAAACGGAACAGGAGAAUACCGGUGACGAGCAAGACGAAUUGGAAUCCGCCGCUGGUUCAGGGGGCGCUUCACGCCAUUCUCAUCCGCUUGACUCGGAUGACGAGAGGACUAAAGCGAUGGUCGACAGGUACACGGUCAAACACACCACAGGAUCGACGGUACAGAAAGUUCGCGAGCGCACCCGCCAAAUGUCGUCAACAAUAGUCAUGCCUCCCGUUACUCCCAGCCGGAAGCAAUCCUCUGUAGCUCCUCGACAAAUCAGCCGUACGGAAGGAAGCGCCAUGUCGCUCGCCCACAGUCACAGCUCGCAUUUACCACUCCCUCCCUCCAGCCCCGACGUCUUCAUGAGUGAAUAUUCGUUCCAUGCGUCCCAGAUAUCCUUGCCGACCCAAGCUGCGCGCCGAAGAAAAUCCCUACGCACGCAGUCCACGCCUAACGGUCCUACCACACCUGUUCGUGACACGCGCAGGUCUGGCUCUCCGACGGUACCUGCAACCGGAGUGGUCGACACUGGCUCCUCUGACCGAACACGAGUGGACAAGCCACCGCUACCGACUCACGAUCCGGCCGCCUGGGAAAUGCCUGCCUUCAAGCGGAAACCGACGUAUGCACAGUCAGACAAUACGACCUCCAAACCAGUUCCUACACCCCGUACCAAACCAUCAAAGCGGGCGAUCAGUGUGUCAUCUGGCUCAGAACCCGACGAACCCCCUCCCAAGAGACGGAAGACAUCUACUGCUGCUGCUCGUACUGCUGGCUGGGUGGAGGAAGUCAGCCAGAAUUCGGCACCUCAGCUCACGAUUGGGAAGAGUACCAAUAGUGCACCUUGUCCCAAAGGACCCGACUCCGCACCCCCCGCUCCCAAAUUGGACCGCCAACCCGCAGCGGGACCCUCCACAUUGACCAAGCAUAUUGACCUGCGGCGGAGCGCAUCCAUUGUGUCUUCUAUCCAACCGAUUCGGAAGAAGCGAUCCGAUUCAGGACGCUCAGCCAGUCCUGACAAAAGCACCUCUGCGAAGCCCGACGUGAGGAUGGUGAGGCAGCUAUCUCCUGGGGGUUCGACGCCCAUCGAAAUCAAAUAUGUGACCUUCAAUUCUGGUUCGGGACGAUCGUCCUCAGCUUCUAUCUCGAAGGCGAAGAUGAAGUCUCGUGGCUCCGCAGACACUACGCCCUCCGUGCGAGACAAUCGUACCAGGGAUGUCCGUGCUGAUGCUCGUCCGGUAUCAAGAUUGGGCGACCGGAGUCGGCCUGCUGAGCCUGGUCCGCCCACGAAACAAGCCACGCGUGUCCUUGCGAGACGCAGUAUACCGAAGGGCACAAUGGAGGCUCCGAAGCAGACCCCUGUGUCCACUGCCUCUACACGGAUCCCUCCAACGUCGGCCGGCUCAUCCUCUUCUGUGGUCAAGACCAAGGCAGGGCCGUCAAGAGAGGCCGCAGCACCUCGGCCACAACGACUCCUCGGUGGCUACGAGGUCGACUUUGACAUGUCGGUCGAAGAAGGCGGCCCCCCGCUUGUGACCUGGUCCAUGUUCCAAGAGAUUCUCAGAACCACGGGCAGAGCUAGGCACAAGCUGAAGCAGGAGGCACGAUCGAAGCAGGGUCGUGGAUGA
Fomitopsis serialis is the source of this 3597-nucleotide messenger RNA. RefSeq lists its product as uncharacterized. The transcript has 7 exons. The record is from RefSeq and is a predicted model, not a curated record. The coding region runs from base 1 to 3597 and encodes 1198 amino acids. NCBI's taxonomy places the organism in Eukaryota, Fungi, Basidiomycota, Agaricomycetes, Polyporales, Fomitopsidaceae.